Molecule: messenger RNA, 16705 nt
Organism: Octodon degus (degu)
Lineage: Eukaryota; Metazoa; Chordata; Mammalia; Rodentia; Octodontidae
Gene: Hydin
Product: HYDIN, axonemal central pair apparatus protein
Exons: 87
Coding region: 195-15575 (5126 amino acids)
Biological process (GO): cilium movement; axonemal central apparatus assembly
Cellular component (GO): axoneme
Source: RefSeq, a predicted model, not a curated record
ACGGACGGCAACAGCUCCGGACUCCCCAGGUUGCAGACGCAAAGCUGGCGGCUUGGAGCCGGCUGUUCCAGCCCUGAACUCGCCAGCAUAUUCAGGAUCACCUCACCUCAUUCUUCCACUGAGCUCCCUGAUUGAAACAGCAAAGAGGAGGAUCAUCUAACUAUUUGAGAGGUAAAGAAGCAAAAUAGCUAAAAAUGACAAGUAGAAGACUGGAGGAGUCCAUGGGGGCUGUUCAUAUGGGCUUAGUCGAAAUGCUCAAAGGAUUCCAAAGCAAAGUUUUGCCCCCCAUGAGUCCAAAAGUGGUCACAGAAGACGAAGUACAUCAAAUGCAGACACCCUCAGAGUUCUUGAAGGAAAUGUCCCUCACUACACAGCAGAGACUGGCAAAUACACAUUUCACGUGCCGGCCACAGAUCAUAGAACUCUUAGAUAUGGAGGAAACGACAUAUCAAAAGUUUUCAGCAGUUGACUUGGACCAGGCAUUAUUCCAGCCCUUUCCAUCAGAAAUCAUAUUCCAGAACUAUACUCCCUGUGAAGUCUAUGAGGUUCCACUGGUUUUGAGGAACAACGACAAAAUCCCAAGAAUGGUGAAAAUUGUUGAGGAAAGUUCACCUUACUUUAAAGUAAUCAGCCCCAAAGACAUUGGCCACAAAGUAGCUCCAGGAGUGCCAUCUGUUUUCCGAGUCCUCUUCACUCCAGAGGAGAACAAGGAUUAUGCCCAUGUAUUGACCUGCGUUACUGAAAGAGAAAAGUUUAUUGUACCCAUCAAAGCUAGAGGGGCACGAGCCAUCCUGGAUUUUCCUGACGAGCUGAAUUUUUCCACUUGCCCUGUCAAAUACAGCAGUCAAAAGAUUCUAUUGAUACGAAACAUUGGCAACAAAGAUGCUGUGUUUCACAUCAAAAUUCAUAGGCCUUUCUCUGUGGAGCCAUCAGAUGGAACUCUUAAUGUGGGAGAAUCCAUGCAACUGGAAGUUGAUUUUGAACCACAGAACGUGGGUGAUCACAGUGGGAGACUUACAGUGUGUUAUGACACAGGUGAAGCAAUAUUUGUAUCUCUCUAUGGAGCUGCCACAGAUAUGAAUAUAAGGCUGGACAAGAACUCUGUGACCAUUGAGAAAACCUACAUCUCUUUGGCCAAUCAGAGGACCGUCACCAUUCACAACCGCAGUAACAUCAUUGCCCAUUUCCAGUGGAAAAUAUUUGCCACCCAAGAAGAGGAGGACAGAGAAAAAUAUAGGAUCUGUGAAGAUUUGACCAACGAGGAAAAGCACGAGACAGUUGAGUUUCUUGAAGAGUGUGUUACUGAUCCUUCACUCCGAGAACAACUUUCCAUUCUCUCCCGCACCUUCGAAAAUCAGCGGAAGCUGGUUCAGGAAGAUAGCAUGCUCUUCCUGGGUAGCGUGUACACCAUUGAGCCCCUGGAAGGUGAUGUCUGGCCCAACUCAACAACAGAGAUCACUGUGUACUUCCAUCCCGUGGAGGCCAAGACCUACCAACAGACCAUUUACUGUGAUAUUUCAGGCCGAGAGAUCCGUCUCCCCCUCCGAAUCAAAGGGGAAGGAAUGGGCCCUAAGAUUCACUUCAACUUUGAAUUGCUGGAUAUUGGGAAAGUUUUCGUUGGGUCCACACAUUGUUACGAGGCUGUACUGUCCAACAAAGGCAGCAUCGACGCCCUCUUCCAUGUGGUCCCCCCAACCUCGGCUUUGGGGGCCUGCUUUGUUUUCAGUCCCAAAGAAGGCAUCAUCGAGCCAAGUGCCGUCCAAGCCAUCCAGAUCUCCUUCAGCUCUGGCAUCCUGGGGCACUUUGAAGAAGAGUUCCUGAUCAGUGUGAAGGGGUCACCCGAGCCUGUGAAGCUGACCGUUAGAGGCUGCGUCAUUGGGCCUACCUUCCAUUUUAAUGUUCCUGCUCUGCACUUUGGCGAUGUUUCUUAUGGAUUUCCUCAUACCUUGAUGUGUUCGCUCAAUAAUACAUCUUUGGUCCCCAUGACCUUCAAUCUGCGCAUCCCUAGAGAUGGCUGUGGCCUGAAAAGCAUCCCAAGUGGUGAGCAGGUUUCAAGUGACAGAAGACUGUCUGGGACCAGUGAAGAAAUAGAAAUGGACACAACAAAGCCAAAAGAAUUCACCAUCACUCCCAGCUGUGGCACCAUUCGCUCCCAGAGCUUUGCUGCUAUCAAGGUGACUUUAUGCUCCAACACUGUGCAAAAAUACGAACUGGCGCUGGUUGUGGACGUGGAGGGCGUUGGGGAAGAGGUGCUGGCUCUCCUGAUCACGGCCAGGUGUGUUGUACCUGCCAUUCGACUAGUGAAGACCGACAUGGACUUUGGGCUCUGCUUCCUGAAACACCCCUACGAGAAAACUAUCGAGCUUGUCAAUCAUGACACCCUUCCAGGAUGCUAUGAGGUCCUGCCUCCGGUGUGUGAGGACCCACUGGCCAUGCUCCUUUCCAUCCCCUCGCCCUCCGGGGUCAUCGCCCCCAACGGCACUGUGAGCAUACCAGUAGCCCUGGAGACCCAGGUCACCGGAGAGCACAGGGCCACAAUUUACGUCUCUGUCUUUGGAAGCCAGGACCCUCCUUUGGUCUGUCACUUAAAGAUCAGUGGACAAGGCCCAGUUAUCUACGUGCAUCCUACUCAAGUUGACUUUGGCAACAUCUAUGUCCUACAGGACUCUUCCAAGAUUCUCAACCUUUCUAACCAGUCCUGCAUUCCUGCCUUUUUUCGGGCACACAUGGCAAACAAAAACUCCCUUUGGACAAUUGAACCCAAAGAAGGCACCGUUCCUGCGGAAACUAACGUUCCCCUGAUACUCACUGCCAACCUGAAUGACAUUCUGACGUUCAAGGACACAGUCUUUUUGGACAUUGAAAAUAGCAACACCUAUCAGAUUCCUGUCCAGGCUUCAGGAAUUGGCUCUACCAUUGUUUCAAAUAAGCCCUUCGCUCCAGAGCUCAAUUUGGGAGCACAUUUUAGCCUGGACACCUAUUAUUACCGCUUCAAGUUGACCAACAUGGGACGUCGGUUCCAACAGUUGUUCUGGAUGAAUGAGGGUUAUCAUCCCCAGAAGUUGAGCAAGAAGGGACAGGUUAAAAGGAGACCUGGUUGUCCUUUGCAGCCCCAGGACUCCCAGGAGUCCAGGGAUCCAGAAAGCCCAGUGUUUCAGAUUCAUCCCAUCAGGAUGGAGCUCUACCCAGGCCAGACAAUCGAUGUGAUUCUGGAAGGCUAUUCUGCAACUCCCAGGGUAGUCAAAGAAAAGUUGGUGUGUCAUGCUAUCGUUGGUGCGAAGAAGGGGAAGAGCUUGCUGAUGACUGUGAACAUCAUCUGUGAGUUUGUAGCGCCUCUCAUCCAGCUCUCCACCAGACAACUGGUAUACCGCCUGGAAAAGAAACCUAACACUAACCUAGAACCUGAUUACCAGCCCUUAGUUAUAAAGAACACUUCCGCCCUGCCUGUGAACAUGUUGCUCUCAACAGCUCUCCCCUUCUUUAUAUGUGAGACUGAUAAAUCGCUGCUGCCUUCUAUGUCUCAGCCUAUUAAACUGCAGAGUAAUAAAGCAAAAAACCUGCUGGUUAAAUUUGAUCCUUCCUUCAGAGAUGAUUUGAACAACUGGGUGGCAGAAGAAAUCCUAGAGAUUAAGUAUGUGGAGCACCCUCAAGUGGACAUCCUGGACCUGCGUGGGGAAGUAUAUUACCCCAACCUCAGCUUUGAGACGAUGGAGGUGGAUUUUGGCUGCAUCUUGAAUGAUACCGAAGUUGUCCGCUAUGUUAUGAUCACCAACACCAGCCCCCUGCUGGUGAAGUUCCGCUGGUUCUUCCUUAUGGACCACGAGGAAGUUCAGAGCAGGCUUUGUAGGUUUGUGACAUGGCCAGAGAAGCUCUCCACUUCCCCGACCUCCCAGACAGGGUCUAUCCCAGCAACCUCACCGCCUGUCAGCUUGCCAUCAGUCCCAACUACAUUCAAGUCUGCUGAUACAGAAUUCAGUGAUUCUAUUAGGAUUUCCCUGAUGGGUGAAGAUGUUGGACCUAAAGGAAAAGAACUGAAAAAGAUCAGAGCAUCCACCUUGAUCUCAGAUGAAAGAAAAAUUAGCCCUUCUGAAACAGAAGUUAGCCAGAGCCAACUGGAGUUUGAGGAACCCUUAUGGCUUUCUCAAGAGGAGCUGGUUUCCAUGGGGAUAGAAGAGGUAUUUGAUAUUUUGCCCCUCUAUGGAGCCCUGCGGCCCUACAGCAACCACCAAAUAUCCUUCACCUUCUACGGACACUGUGACAUCACUGCACAGGCCAAAGCUAUGUGUGAAGUGGAAGGCGGGCCCACCUAUGAAAUAACACUGAAGGGACAAGCUUCUACGGUCAACUAUUCCUUUGACACCAAGGAUAUUAACUACGGGCUACAGCUGUUUGACCAUGUCACAGAGCGUGAGAUCACACUGAAGAACACUGGGAAAGUUGGCUUUGACUUCAAGAUUUUGACUGACCACCAGUCUCCCCCAUACAUCCUUCUCCCUGGGGUGCCAUGGAUCGAGCCUCUGUCGGGUUUCAUCAGCUCACACAGCGAGCAAGUGUUGAAGGUCUACUAUUUACCUGGGAUACCUGAGGUCUUUCAAAGGAGCUUCCAGAUACAGAUCGCCCACCUGGACCCAGAAAACAUCUCUCUGAGUGGAGAGGGAAUCUUUCCCCGGAUCAGCCUGGAUCUCCCCAGGAACCUCCAAGGCAAUGAAAAAUAUAAAACCUUCUUGGAUCUAGCCCAAAAAAAGGCAAAAAAAGAGAACAAUAAAAAUGAAAUUCACAGUCACUCUGAGAUGGUAACUGAGGAAAUGCCUGAGGAUGACUCUUCUGAGUUAAGUGCUUAUCUCCAGAUGGAAGUAGACCAACUUAUAGUUCAAGCCUAUGCUCUCAAACAUCAGAAAAUAAUCACCCCCAAUCCCGCAGAGAGCACCUGUUUCAGCCGCUGGAAUCGCUGCAGACUAGCCAAAGUCCAGCUGCCAGAGUAUAUCCUGGACUUUGGAUACAUUGUCCUUGGAGACGUGCUAACCCACAUCAUCAAGAUCACCAACACCAGUCACUUUCCGGUGUCCUUCCAUGCAGAGAGGCGUGUCCUUCAUGACACAGGCUUCAGUACGGAGCUAGACCGUGUAAAGAAUCUGCCUUACUGCGAAACAGAGACAUUUGAAGUGAGAUUUGAUCCACAAGGGGCUAAUCUUCCUGUGGGAAACAAAGAAAUCCUACUUCCCAUCAAGGUGGUUGGAGGCCCAACGGUUCACAUCUGUCUCCGAGCUAAGGUGAUUGUCCCUGCUAUGACACUGUCUUGUAGAAAAGUGGAAUUUGCUGCAAUUCAGUGUGGACAGUGCAUGGUGGAAACAAUUCAGCUUUCCAAUCACCUCCAAGUCCCUUGUGAAUGGUUUGUCCUCAAUCCCACGCCUAUUAACAAGCUGGAGAAACACAUGCCAAAGUACUUAAGACAGAAAUUCUAUGCUGAAUUAAAGCCAAAGUCUCGUAUCUUUGAGAUCCAGCCCACGUCUGGAAUCUUGGAUCCUGAUGAGAUAACCAAUGUGCAAGUGAAAUUCAUGCCAGAAGAAGAGAAAUUCUACAACCAAACCCUGAUGUUCCAGAUUGCCCAGAGCCCUCAAAAGCUCACACUGCUAGCGCAUGGGCAAGGCCUGGAGCCGCGCCUAGAAUUUAGUCCUUUGCUUCUGGAACUGGGACCACUGCUGCCUCUUGCCGCUGGCGAUGAGGCCGAGGUGAUAGUGAAGAACCCCUGCAACUUUCCGAUUGAGUUUUAUUCCGUAGAAUUUGACCAGCAAUAUCUCCUAGAAGAGAAGAUCUUGCGACAGCUGAAGGGCUAUGACUCCUAUAAUACCCUGCUGCUGCCACCUCGCAACCCAGGGGAGAAGCUGACCCUGCAAUUGUAUGAGUACUUUAAAGAAGUGAAGAAGUCUAAAGAAGAACAGCUGAAGGCAAAAUAUAUGGAGAAUCUGGAUAAUGAUUCAGAGGACCUGAACACCUCGGGGGCCUCCACUAGCACAAAGAGGACAUCAGUCAGCCAAGGGAUCUCCGUCACAUCCUACUUUGAAGAACGACACAACUUUUUGACAGACUCCAAAGCCUAUACAGAUGAAGACGAGGAUGAGGACAGCCUGGAAAAAUUAAUCUUUCAGAUUGCACCUAACAAGAUUCAGCGAAGCCAGAGCCACUCUGUAGAGGAAGUUGGAGAGGUGGAAAGCAACCCAGUGAGCAAGGAAAUCGCUCGCCACCUAGGCAUUGACAUUUCUGCAAAAGGCCGCAUGGCCAAGAGCCGGAAAGGCAUCGCCAUUAUCAUCCAUGGGACACCCUUGUCAGGAAAGACAGUCAACGCGGUGAGCCUAGCCAAGUACUACAAUGCCGCCUGCUUGAGCAUUGACUCCGUUGUCCUGGAAGCUAUCUCUGACAGCAACAGCAUCCCGGGGAUCCACGCCCGAGAGCUCUGUAUCAGGGCCACCAUAGAGCAGUCCAUGAAGGAAGGAGAGGACUCCACCCAGGAGGCUUCUGGGGUCCAAAGUGCCACAAUACAGUCACGACAAAGCAGUGAGAACUUGGGCAAAUUCACCUCGGAAAUCACUCUGGUGACCCCAGAAAUUAAACCUGGAAAGAGCAUUCGGGGGAGUGCGUUGUUCACCAAAAGCAAACCAGAGAGCCACAGUUCUGGGUCACAGAAGCAGCACCACCAGCACCAAUCUGAAACACCACAGGUCUCCAGCCCUCUCCUGGGGCCCACCCCACGCCGGCUCAGUGUCAGCGCCAGCAUUGGAGGUGAGGUGGGGCUGACAAGCUGCGUGUUUCCCGAGGAGCUUCUGACACAGAUCCUGACCGAGCGGAUCCAGCUGAGUGACUGCUGCCGAGGAGUGGUGUUUGAUGGCCUCGACACACUCUUCGCACGGAGUGGGCCUGCCGCCCUCCUGUGUCUGCUGAAGGCCAUCGGCAGCCGCGAGCACAUCUACGUCCUCAACAUGGCCCAGGAUUACACGACCAUGAAGGCCCAAGAGAAGGCCAGAAAGGAGCAGGAAGAAAACAAACGCAAGGAAGAACUUGAGAAAGAGAAGAUGCGUCUCCAAAACAUGGAUGAGGAAGAAUACGAUGCCUUGACAGAGGAGGAGAAAAGCAAGUUCGACCGGGAAGUUCAGCAGGUGCUCUGGGAGAGGAAGAAGAGGGAGCUGGAGCGCUUGGCCAGAGAGAUGCAAGAAAAGAAGCUACAGCAGGAGCUUCUGCGGCAGAAGGAAGAUGAUGAGCUGAGGAAAAAGAUCAAGAAGCCCAAGCAAGGCCCAGUGAAGGAAGAGCCUCCUGCGAAAAAACCACCAACAGGAAGCAAGCCUAUGGGUCGUACAUCCACCAAAUCCGAGGCCAAAACAGACUCACUAGAAAGGAAAAUUUCUGUUAGGGAGCAGCCAACACCUGAGAAGGAAGAAGCAAACAAGAAAAAGAAACACAUGGCUGAGAGCAGCAUACCUGGGGCUCCUGGGGUUCCGCUUCCCCAAGAGCAAGAGGACAGUGAUGGGGAGCUUCCAAAAGACACCGCGGAGAAGGAACUGGCCCAGAAGUUCAAGGCCUAUGAGAUAACGCUGAGGGACAUCCAGAGCAUCCUCACCUACUGGGACCGGAAGCUGGGCAUUCAGUUGCCUCACCUGGGCCUGGAGGAGGUGUCUCAUGAGUCAGAGGACCAGCGCCAGGUUCCCUCAGGUGGUGGCGGGGGCGGGGGCGGCGGUGGUGGUGGUGGUGGUGGCGGUGGUGGGCGUCGGGGCCGAAAGGACCGGGAGAGGGAGCGCCUGGAGAAGGAGCGGGCGGAGAAGGAGCGCCUGGAGAAGGAGAAGGCCGAGAGGGAGCGCAUGGAGAAGCUACGGGCCAUGGAGGAGCGGCUCGAGCCAGAGGGGGACGCAGAGGAGGAGCACGAGGGGAAGAAGGAGAUGGGGGUACCCUUCGUGAGCAUCCAGACUCCAGACUAUGAAGGCUCCAGCUGGAAGCAGGCCCUGAAGAGCGAGAAGCUUCCCAAAGUAGAUCAGAUCCUGGAUAUCUUGGGUCUGGGGUCCUCUGGCCCACCUGUCCCACCUCCUGCCUUGUUCUCCAUCGUCUCAUACCCUGAGAAGCGGCUAUCCUUAGUCCCCAUGGGAGUUCUCAAACACUUCGUGUUUGUGAUCCCAGCAUCUGAAGACCUUUCCCUGCUGGACGACAAAAAAGAAAUGGAAGCAGAAUCAGAUGUCUCCAAUGCCACCCUGUCAACCAAGGAGGAACAGGCUAUCUCGUCUAAAGCAAGCAAACAGAAACUGAAAGAAAAACCUGAACAAGUCCGGGACACUCAGAAGGACAAACGUCGCCCAGCUCAGGGCAAGAAAGCUGCUUCAGGGGGACCUGCUGGAACCGCUGCUGCCCUGCCAGAUAUAGACCAGAACAAAUUCAGUGGGCAGCCCUCCCAGGAGAAGUUUGUCAGGCUGAAUUACUUCCGGUGGAUCGUGCCAGCCAAUGGAGAGGUGACGCUGCGCAUCCACUUCUCCUCUAACCAUGUUGGGAACUUUAACCAGACUUUCAACUUCGAAAUCCUUGGAACUCGCCGCCAAUACCAGCUUUAUUGCCAAGGCGUCUGCACUUACCCAUGCAUUUGUCAAGACCCAAAAGUGGUGUUUCCUCAGCAGAAGCAAGACAUGACAGCAAAUGAGGUCAUCUUUAAGAAGUAUAUUAUGAGCAUGGAGAGGUUUUACUUCGGGCCUCUGCUUUGUGGAAAAUCAAGAGACAAGUACAAGUCAUCCUUAUUUCCAGGCAACACGGAGACCCUGACAAUCCUGAACAUUUCCCCCAUGCUGGUGGAGGUGUGCUUUUGCUUCCAGAAUGACGUCAAAGCAAGCACCUACUUUCUGGAGCCUGUCAACAUGACUCUGAAGCCCAAUGAGAAGCAGAGGCUAAAUAUCUGGGCGUACCCUACUGCAGUUGGAGUCUUUGAGGACAGCAUUGUCUGCUGCAUCAAGAACAACCCUGAGCCAACUAUCUUCAAACUAAGCUGUCAGGGAAUCCGCCCAGAGCUAGAGCUGGAACCCAAACAACUACAUUUUGAUCGGCUUUUGCUGCACAGAAAAGAAUCCAAAGCAGUUUUCCUCCGCAACAUCACUCCCCUGCCCGUGGCCUGGCGGGUCACCAGUCUGGAGCACCUGGGAGAGGACUUCACGCUGUCCGAGAUGCACGGCCUCAUCCUGCCCGGGACGGAGUAUGCCCUGCAUGUGCACUUCCAGCCCUCCAAGCCUGUCAACAUCAAGAAGCCUUUUCGGCUGGAGGUUUUAGAUGCAGAAAAUCUUGUUGGAGUCAUGCAGAUUGAAAAUGUCCUGAUCUUUGCAGAAUCCUAUGACAUCACACUGGACAUCACCUUUCCCAAAGGAGCUGAAGGACUGGACUUCGGUACUGUGAAAGUCAUGGAGGAUCUGAAGCAGCCCCUUCAGCUGAAGAACCGCGGGAAGUACGAGAUCAUGUUCAGCUUUUCUGUGGACUCUGUGAAAAUUAUGUCAACCAAUGUCAAUUCCAUGAUCUCAGUCCUACCUCAGAGGGGCUCACUGUCUGCAACAGAAAAGCCCAUGAAUGUCCAGGUGUUCUUUCGCGCAAAAACAGAAGUGAAGCUUGAGCAGCAGCCCAUUCUGCACUGCCAGAUUAUUGAGCCCAAUCUUGCGGAAGGGGGUGAGAUCACUACCAGUAUCCCCAUUGCGUUUUCUGUGAAUGCAGUGUAUUCCAAGUUCAACAUCAGCCCCUCCUCGGUCAUCAACUUCGGGGCUUUGAUCUGCGGCACACGCAAGAGCUCUACCAUCAGCAUAGAAAACCAGGGUAUUACUGACUUCAAGUACGCCCUCUACAGGCUCACCGGGGAGAGCCCCAUUCACCAAAAGAAAGCGACCGGACACUUCAGACAUGCAAGAGCCCGGGAGAGCGAAAACUUCCUCAAGUCUAAAUCAGCCAAGUUCUCAGACCCAAUUCAGAAAGAAACAAACAUCACAGGCCAGGCUCGCUUUUCCCACGGUAUGUUCACUGUGUACCCUGGGUUCGGCUCCAUAUCUCCCGGAGGACAGCAGAUUAUCACAGUUGAUUGUGUGGCUGACCCCGUGGGAAAGUGUGAGGAGUUUUUGGCCAUCGAUAUCUCUGACCGAGACCCCAGAGAGCAUCCCGCCGGCAUUCCUUACACUCUGCUUGCUGAAGCCUGCCUGCCAGCCUUCAUGACUGACAACUACACUUCAAUAUUUGAGGAGCACCACAUCUGCACCAGCCUCAACCUGCAGCACAUCCUGCAGACCACAGAGAGUGGGGGGCUGUUUGUGGAGGAUGAGAACAAGUUCAUCUUUUGCAACAUCCUGGUGGGCCACCAGGCCAAGGCUCGGUUCAAGAUCAGCAACAUGGGCAAGAUUCCCUGUGAUAUCAGCAUUGUAGUUAAGCCCAUCUCCAACAAGGCCUUUGCCCGCAUCACCGACAUCUUUGAAGUGGAACCCAACAAGAUAUGUGUGGCCAGCCGGUCAAGUGCCUUUGCCACUGUCUUCUUUACCCCACAGACCAUGCAGACUUACCAGUGUGUCUUCGAGGCUACCUUGGAUGGCUUGCCCAGCAUGCUGGCCAGAAACCGGGGCCUCAUGUUUGACAUUGUUGGUGAGGGAACGCUCCCGCGAGUGACGAUCGUGAGGCCGAUUCUCUACAACCAGCACGGAAACCCCUUGCUCCUCUUCAAGAAGCUCCUGCUUGGCCAUUCUGAGAAAUUGCCGCUUGUCCUCAAGAACAAUGGCACCAUCCCUGCCCAGCUGCACGUGGACCUGCGGGACCAGCUAGGAGUCUUCUCCCUGAAAGGGAGGCCCACCACCUCCUACAUCUAUAUCAAUGAGGAAAACAAACCAAAUGAAAAAGCAAUAAAAGCUCAUACAGCUUCUCUGAUUGUUUCUCCUGGAAACACAGCUGAAUUUGAUGUCUUUUUCCACUCCCAGAAAGUUGGGAGAGUGACAGGCAUCAUUCACCUCUCAGUGGUUGACAAUCAGUAUGAGGAGACCCUCAUCCACAUGGUGGGAGAGGGCUACAAAGAUGACAUCACCUUGGACAACAUCCAUGGGCUGGUGGCUUCCACUAGCCAAGAGGCCUCAAAUAUUUCUGAGGUCAUAGAGGUCACUGAGGAAGACACCAUGGAUGACUUACUGGCAGCUGCUCUCGUGGACCACAUCCAGUUUGGGGACUGCCACAUUGGAACCAACUAUAGUGCAAGCUUCACGAUCACUAAUCACAGCCAAGUGAAUGUGAUACGGUUUGAAUGGCCCCUUUUGGCUACCAUUUCUUUCUCCCCACAGAUGGGCCACCUCCACCCUGGUUGUGCUAAGGACAUAGUGGUGACCAUGAAGUCUGACAUGCCCGUCAGUCUGAAGAAGCUGGGGAUCAAAUGCAAGCUCUCCAAGAUCGUGUUUCAGCUCCCUGCAGACCAGGUCCCUGACUGGGAUGACCGCAUGCGCACAGUCAAGUGGGUAGAUAUGCCCAAAAACACAACAGGAGCCCCUCCUACAAAACGAAAGGUGAUCGAGACAGAUCCGGAGCCUGUGCAUUCAGUAGUAGAAGAAAACUACCGAGAACUGCGGAUUCAGAUCAGUGCCAAUGUGGAUUUUGCUUCAUACCAGUGCCAAAAGAACGACGUGUGCUUUAAGGAAACACUGGUUUACCAGACUCGAGUGUUUGAGUUUGACCUGGUUAAUUCUGGACAUGUGCAGCUAGAAUUCAACUGGAGCAUAGAUGAUGUUACAAAGGCAGUCAGCUUUGCCAAGAAAGAAAACCAAGGUUUCCCUCAAAAGGAGCAACUUAGUCAGAUUACCGUCAGCACCAUGGACAGCGCCGUGGACCGCGGGCCUGAUGCUUCCGUAUCCCCUUUCUCUGUGGAGCCUUCCUCAGGCAUCGUGCCCGUGGGGACGACUGAGAAGAUCAAAGUGAAAUUCUCCCCAUUAGAUGUUGGCAAAUUCGAGAGCAGUCUUUCCUGCCAGAUUCUCAACCUACCACCUGGAGAACAAGGUCCUGUCCUGGUAGCAAAAGGGCAGAGCUUCUUGCCCAUCUGCCAUUUUGACCUCAAAGACUCAGACUACAUCCGUGGACAACAGCACAACUCAGAGCUCCAAGCAUCUGGCACAGGGCCUUUGGAUCCAAACACCAGGGUGAUUGAAUUCAACACCGUGGGCAUAGGAGGAAAGAAUCUGCAGACUUUUACAAUCCUGAACCCGACCAAUAGCAGCUACUCCUUCUGCUGGAUCUCUGAAGAAAGUGAAAGUCUCCAGAACCCUCCAGCUUUUGCGUGCCUUACAGAGAAGGGCUCCAUCCACCCUGAAAAGAAAGCUGAAAUUGUGUUCCAGUUCGUACCUUCCCAUCUGGACAUCACAGAAGCCUUAUGGACUUUUUUAAUCCCUGAACACAACAUUUCAGUCCCUUUCCUGCUCGUGGGUAGAACCACUGAGCCUGUCAUCACUCUGGACAAGCCACACAUCAACUUCAGUUCUCUCAUUGGCAGAGAAGCCAGGGAGACUGUGCAGAUCAUCAACAAGGAGGAGGAGGGCUUCAAUUUCGCCUUCCAGGACAACUCCCGAUAUUCUGAGGGUUUCAGCAGCAACCUAGUCGUGUGCCCCAUGGAAGGCUGGAUUCCACCCCAGGCCAGGUUCCCAAUUGAUAUUUUCUUCACACCAAAGCAGGAAGGAGAUGUGAACUUUCAUUUAAUCUGCAAUGUGAAGAGGAAAGCCCACCCUCUGACGCUACACGUUAAGGCUGAGGGCUACUCCAUGAAUGCAGAGGUCAAGUGCAAGGACAGAACUGGCUCUGUCACUCUCUUGGUACCCAACCAGACCAACAUCAUCGACUUUCAUGAGGUGGAGUUAAAUGAAUCUGUCCAGUGUGAAUUUAGCUUUAUGAACACUGGGAAGUUCAUCUUCAACUUCCAGGCAAAACUUUCUGGGCCCAAAGCCCUAUUACAAUACUUGGAAUUUUCACCCAUGGACAGCACCGUGGAUGCAGGGCAGAGUGAACAAGCUACUCUGUCUUUCCAGCCAUUUCAGAAAUGCAUCUUGAAAGGCCUGGAACUCAGAAUCAAGAUCAGCUAUGGCCCGACAUUUAUGUGCAGCAUCACAGGCUGUGCUGUGAGUCCAGCCAUUGAGUUCUCCUUCACCAGCUACAACUUUGGGACCUGCUUCAUCUACCAAGCUGGAAUGCCUCCAUACAAGCAAAGUCUGGUCAUCACCAACAAGGAAGACACAUCUGUGAGCAUAGAUUGUUUGUACACCAACACAAGCCACCUCGAGGUGAACUUCCGCGCCGAUGUGAUAAAGCCAGGAAACACCCUGGAGAUUCCAAUCACCUUUUAUCCUCGAGAAAGUAUCAACUAUCAAGAACGCAUCCCCUUUGAAAUCAAUGGACUCUCUCAACAAACAGUUGAAAUCAAAGGAAAAGGCACUGAAAUGAAGAUUUCAGUCCUAGAUCCAGCCAAUAGAAUUGUGAAGUUAGGAGCAGUCCUGCCAGGACAGGUUGUGAAGAAAACUGUUUGCGUCAUGAACAAUAGCCUUGCAGUGCUCACAUUUAACCAGUCUGCGUUGUUCUCCACUCCAGAACUCCAGGAGCCCAAGGUCAUCACCUUGGCGCCCUUCCAAAACAUCACCCUGAAGCCCAGCGAGGUCUGUAAGCUGGAAGUCACCUUUGCCCCGAAGAAGCGCAUCCCUACCUUUUCUGAGGAGGUGUUCAUGGAAAGCAUGGGCCUCCUGCGCCCCCUCUUCCUCCUCAGCGGCUGCUGCCAGGCCCUUGAGAUCUCCCUGGACCAGGAUCACCUUCCCUUUGGGCCAGUCGUGCAUCACGCACAAGCUACACGCCGCAUUCUCAUGUUGAACACAGGUGACAUGGGUGCAAGAUUCAAAUGGGAUGUCCAAAAGUUUGAGCCUCAUUUCUCCAUCAGCCCAAAUGAAGGCUAUAUCACCGCUGGCAUGGAGGUUUCUUUGGAAGUGACCUAUCAUCCCACGGAGGUGGGGAAGGAGACCUUCUGUAAAAACAUUCCCUGCUUCAUCCAGGGGGGCAGUCCUCUGAGCCUCACCCUAUCUGGUGUCUGCGUGGGACCACCUGCCAUAAAAGAGGUGGUGAAUUUCAACUGCCAGGUGCGCUCCAAGCACACACAGACCAUCCUGUUGUCAAACCGCACCAACCAGACCUGGAAUCUACACCCCAUCUUUGAGGGAGAGCACUGGGAAGGGCCCGAGUUUAUCACGCUGGAGGCCCAUCAGCAAAAUAAGCCUUAUGAGAUCACCUACAGACCCCGCACCAUGAACGUGGAUAACCGCAAGCACCAGGGCACCCUCUUCUUCCCGCUCCCAGAUGGCACAGGCUGGCUUUAUGCCCUGCAUGGGAUUGCUGAGCUCCCCAAAGCUGUAGCCAAUAUCUACCGUGAAGUACCAUGUAAGACACCCUACACGGAGCUUCUGCCAAUCACCAACUGGUUGAACAAGCCCCAGAGAUUCCGGGUCAUUGUGGAGAUGGUGAAACCAGAGAAGCAAGACCUAAGCAUCACUAUGAAGGGCCUCGAUUAUGUUGAUGUGCUCUCUGGCUCCACAAAGGACUACAAACUGAACUUCUUCUCCCACAAGGAAGGACUCUAUGCUGCCAAGGUGAUCUUCCGAAACGAGGUGACCAGUGAAUUCCUGUUCUACACAGUAAGUUUCAGAGUUACCCCUUCAGGUACCAUCAAAACCAUCAAGAUGACAAGCCCAGUCCGGCAGAGCACGUUGGCCGCCAUCAAGCUGGAGAACCCCCUGCCCUACUCAGUGACCUUCUCCACAGAUUGCAGGAUGCCUGACAUCAGCCUGCCCACCCAGUUUGCCGUGCCCGCCAACUCCGAGGGCACAUUUUCAUUUGAAUUCCAGCCCCUGAAAGCUGGUGAGACCUUAGGGAAGCUAACUUUGUACAACAGCGAUUUAGGUUACUACCAGUAUGAGCUCAGUUUGAAGGCUGUGCCAGCGCCUCCUGAAAAGCCCGUCCACUUCCAGACGGUUCUCGGCGGCAGCCAAAGCAUCAUUGCGAAGUUCGUCAAUUAUACGCGGCAGAAGACAGAGUACUUCAGCAGGAUAGACUGUCCGGAUUUCCACACAGAAAGAGUCAUCAAUGCACCCCCAGGAGCCCAGGGAGGCACUGAAGUUGGCAUAGAAGUCAUCUUUGAGCCCAGCCACCUGGGUGAGACCAAGGGCAUCCUGACCUUGACAUCGAUGCUAGGUGGGGAAUAUACCAUCCCCCUCUUUGGAAUGGCUCUGCCCCCCAAACCUCAGGGCCCCUACAUGAUCCGAGCUGGAUACAACAUAAUCAUCCCCUUCAAGAACAUCUUCCUUCAAACAGCCAGCUUCUCCAUCAUGGUGGAUAAUCCCGCCUUUACUGCCCGCGCUGUAGACUCUGUGCGACCCAAGAAGAUCAACAACAUCACUGUCUCCUUUGAAGGAAACCCAUCCGGCCGCAAAACCCCCAUCACCACUAAGCUGACUGUGACCUGCCCUACCCGUGAAGGCAGUGAGGCAGGAAUUAAAUGGGUUUAUUACCUAAAGGGGAUCACUCCUUAGUGAAAUGCAGGGUUACCUGCACCCCAAAAGCCACCUCCUUGGGCUCAAGAGCUGCAUCAUCCCAAGGUAAUAAAGAAAGUUGAAGUUCUACAGGGAUUAUGUCAUGCCCCUCCCUCAAUUAUAGGGGCAAUUAUUUCUAUAUUACAUGUUCUUAAAACACUUAUAAAAUAUUUAUUUCACAUUAAGCACUAUAGCUACAUACAACAGAACUUUAUCUAAAAUAAUUCAAUCCUUGCGAGCUCCUGAAUUGUAUUUCUUGAUAUGUCCCAUAGCUCAAGGACUCUGUAAUAUACCCCAUUGUUAACAAAAACAUGCAAGUAUCACUUGUAGACCUUCUCUACACAACACAUAGUAGGGCCUGACACCAGGGCGCUGCAGUUUCUUCUUAAAAUCUGAAGGGCCCUUAGAUAUGAGACAAUUUUGAUGAGACACUUUAUUCUACUUUCACACAAAUGCCAAAGAAAUAACAAUUUUCAAAGCAAAGAACAGAUAAUAUGAGGUCAGCCAAGAGACUCUCUUACAUUUGCAUACCAUUGGCCUGUGAAUUACAUAUCUGAAAGCUCUCUUUGGUGGCUGAUAGAGACCCCAGCCCGCAGGGCCUGCUCCAACCCGAGACACCAUAGUUGGCCCCCUACCCUGCUGCACAUCGUCUCAUUUACUUCUCACCCAGAAGCCACCCCUCCCCAAAUUCCAACGUAGUUAGUCUAGGGCUGGGCAUGGGCUUCUCUUUAUCUGUGUAACUUGUACUGUAGAGUUGAAAACGGGGGCUACAGAGCAAACACACACACAGCCAUUUGUGCUACAGCUGAGUCAGGAAUCCCAUCCAGGGGAGAGACUGUGUCCCAGGUCGAUGUGUUGGUACUGCAGCUAUUGUGUGCACACACAAAGGGUGACCAGCUCCUUCCUUGAGCAUUGUGGAAGCUCCUGACCCAUGGAGCCAUGGGCACCUGUACAGCCCAGAGUCUAGCUCCCUGGCCAUCUCGUUCCCUGGGCCUCUUGGUGUGUAUUCCUAGCACUACUUAACCUGUUGGUGCCAAGUGUUGAAAUAAAGAGAACUAAAGACUGGCCCUGGAGUGGAUUUGCUCCUGCAAACACAUACCUUUGACUGAGGGUCUCCUGCCUCUACUUGC